CCUCUGACCCUCUGCAGCGGCUCAGCCUCCAUCAUCAGUCCGAGCUGCGCUGCUGGACCGUCCGCCUGUCCGGAUGGAGGCUCUGCUGCUCCCUCAAACUGACUCUCCACCUUCACCUGCUGCAUGAUCGAAGACUGGGAAUGUUACUGACCUCGUUUUGUCCACAUUGAAGAGUCUGAACUGAGAUCUGAACAUUACACCGUUAACACGGGCAGCGUGAUUCACUGAGACCACAAGCUAACACGGAGCUAGCAGAGGGAUUGUUUUGGGAUAUGAGUUUCUGAACAGCUCGCGCGCCGACUCAUGAAUUAAAGACUUUUUUGUGAUUUUUCUGGAUCAAGCUGGAACAUAAAGGGGAAUGUCUAGCCAAGGAGUCCGGAGGAACGGCCCGGUGAAGCUGCGGCUGACAGUCCUGUGUGCAAAGAACCUGGCAAAGAAAGACUUCUUCCGGUUGCCAGAUCCUUUCGCCAAAGUGGUGGUGGACGGCUCGGGGCAAUGCCACUCGACAGACACUGUGAGGAACACGCUGGACCCGAAGUGGAACCAACACUACGAUCUAUACAUCGGAAAGGCCGACUCCAUCACCAUCAGCGUAUGGAACCACAAGAAGAUCCACAAAAAGCAGGGUGCAGGUUUCCUGGGCUGCGUGCGUCUCCUGUCCAACGCCAUCAACAGACUCAAAGACACCGGCUAUCAGAGACUCGACCUGAAUAAGCUCGGUCCCAACGACAACGAUACUGUGAGAGGACAGAUAGUUGUAAGUCUUCAGUCCAGAGAUCGCAUCGGGACGGGGGGUCCAGUGGUGGACUGCAGCCGCCUGUUCGACAAUGACUUACCUGACGGCUGGGAAGAGAGAAGGACAGCUUCUGGAAGGAUACAGUACCUGAACCACAUCACACGCACCACGCAGUGGGAGAGACCGACCAGGCCGGCCUCGGAGUACUCCAGCCCCUCAGGGCGUCCGCUGAGCUGCGUGGUGGACGAGAACACGCCGGUGAUGACGCCGGUUAACGGGGCUGAGGCCAGCUGUCCGCCAGGGGAGCAGCGCAUCCAGGAGAGACGGGUUCGAUCGCAGAGGCAUCGCAACUACAUGAGUCGAACACACCUGCACACACCUCCAGACCUGCCCGAGGGUUACGAGCAAAGGACGACUCAGCAGGGUCAGGUCUACUUCCUCCACACGCAGACCGGAGUCAGCACCUGGCAUGACCCCCGCGUGCCCAGGGAUCUAAGUAAUGUGAACUGUGAGGAGCUGGGUCCGCUGCCGCCAGGUUGGGAGAUCAGAAACACGGCUACGGGCCGCGUCUACUUCGUGGACCACAACAAUCGGACCACGCAGUUCACAGAUCCGCGUCUGUCGGCCAACCUGCACCUCGUCCUCAACAGCCCGAGUCCAAAUGGUUCCCGCGUGGCCCCGGAAAGCCAAAACACUAACCUCAGUCAUCCGCCUCAGCUGAAGGACCAGGGUGGUCCUGGGGUCCCGCCUCAGCCUCUGUCUCCGGCCCAGCUGCCUGAAGAGGCGGAGUGCCUGACGGUCCCAAAAUACAAGCGGGAUCUGGUGCAGAAGCUGAAGAUCCUGCGGCAGGAGCUGUCCCAGCAGCAACCCCAGGCUGGACACUGCCGCAUCGAGGUCUGCAGGGAGGAGAUCUUUGAGGAGUCCUACCGGCAGGUGAUGAAGAUGCGUCCGAAGGAUCUCUGGAAAAGAUUAAUGAUCAAAUUUCGAGGAGAGGAGGGGCUGGACUACGGCGGGGUGGCGAGGGAGUGGUUGUACCUGCUGUCCCACGAGAUGCUGAACCCUUACUACGGCCUGUUCCAGUACUCCAGAGACGACAUCUACACCUUACAGAUUAACCCAGACUCUGCUGUCAACCCGGAGCACCUGUCGUACUUCCACUUCGUGGGCCGUAUCAUGGGCAUGGCGGUGUUCCACGGUCACUACAUCGACGGAGGCUUCACUCUGCCCUUCUACAAACAGCUGCUGGGGAAACCCAUCACUCUGGACGACAUGGAGUCCGUGGACCCGGACCUCCACAACAGCCUCGUCUGGAUCCUGGACAACGACAUCACGGGCGUCCUCGAUCACACCUUCUGCGUGGAGCACAAUGCGUACGGUGAAAUCAUCCAACAUGAGCUCAAACCGAACGGCAAGAGUAUUCCGGUCUCAGAGGACACAAAGAAGGAGUAUGUCAGGUUGUACGUGAACUGGCGUUUCCUGCAUGGCAUCGAGGCUCAGUUCCUGGCCCUGCAGAAAGGCUUCAACGAGGUGAUCCCUCAACACCUGCUCAAGUCCUUCGAUGAGAAAGAGCUGGAGCUCAUCGUGUGCGGUCUGGGAAAGAUCGACAUCUCCGACUGGAAGUCCAACACCCGGCUGAAGCACUGCACCCCCGACAGUAACAUCGUCAAGUGGUUCUGGAAGGCCGUGGAGACGUUCGACGAGGAGAGGAGAGCACGGCUGCUGCAGUUUGUGACAGGCUCAUCCAGAGUUCCUCUGCAGGGCUUCAAAGCUUUACAAGGAGCUGCAGGACCCAGACUCUUCACCAUACACCAGAUCGACGCUAACACCAACAACCUGCCCAAAGCCCACACCUGCUUCAACCGGAUCGACAUCCCUCCGUACGAGGGCUACGACAAGCUGUACGACAAGCUGCUGACGGCCAUCGAGGAGACCUGCGGCUUCGCUGUGGAAUGAGAGACACAUGAGACAGUGUGCGUGUGUGUGUGUGUGACUGUGUAGGUUCACACUGUCACUGCAGCAUAUGGACUCCUCAGAGCCUGAUGUGUGCGUCUACGACCGGCCUGCAGUCUUCCUCUCCUCUCAUCCUGGUCCACGUUCUUCCCUCAUCGAUGUCUGUGUGAACAGCUGCUACAGAGUCCGCUCUCCUCUUCUGUCUUCAUGUUUGUGACUCGGAUGAUUUGUGUUAGAAACAGAUUAAAUUCACUGACAGGCUGCUGCAGACGUAGAGAGGGCUGCACCUUCAUCUCACCUUAGGUCAGGACGCAGUGUUUGAAUAUUCUCCCUCGGCGUCAGAAAGCAGAAUGUCACUUCUUUUGUUCUCAGAUUUCCAAUCCUCAUCAUGCUACUGAAUCUGUAUCCCUGCAGACCUCCUGCCCCUGGUAGCCACCUGAACCUCAACGACACCUUCCAGUCUUCGCGGCCUGCUCGGCUUUCAUCUUUCAGGAGCGCCACAGUUUCAUCCUACCUCAGUGUAACGCUUCGAUUCAUGCAGAGUUACAUUCCAAAAUGUUGCUUCGCCUCUUUCAGGAAAGUCCUCAUCGGUCACCAUCCCAAGUCUUCUCUGGGCAGAGCUCCUUGUGAGUCUGCGGGCUCUCUGUAACCGUCACUCUGUAGGCUGCAGUGCGGGUCGGAUGUGUAUUGGCGUUGAGUUUGGAGCGUGUGGUGGGACGUUAAAGAAACGAGACGGGCUCUGGUUGAGAUGAAGAACACGUGACUUCCUGAAUCACUGCAGCUUUUAUAAACACGUGUCUGCAUGUGUAAACAUGGAGGAACUCCCGAGUCUUCCUUUCCUCAGACACAUCCACCUGCAGCAGACAAACGGGAAGCUGUAGUUAGAUUACCUGUAGAGAGGGCACCCCUGUCCGAGCGUGGGACCAGGUGUGAUGACGUGUUGGAGGCGGGUGUGUGUUUCAGUCGUCGGUCAGUCUGUCUCGUCACUUUGGAGCACUUUAAAAACUGAGCAGUGAUUGCAGGAGUGCUUUCUUUGUUAGAUUCAAAUAUAUCACCUUUCUGUUCCUGUACCACCGCGUUAGAAAUAUACAGAGUAAGAAGUAUCUAUACACCGGUCCUCUCUGGGUAUAUAUGUACAAACACAUAGCUAUUUUGUAUAUUGUUGCUUGUUCUGUUUGAUUUAAAUGCAGCAUGUUGGUGUCUGCCACAGACUUUUUUGCAUUCUCAGGUAAAGUUUUCCUUUUUUUUAAUUUUAGGUUCAUGAUGCGAGCAGACGGGAGGGAGGGAGGGAGGGAGGGAGGGUGAGAAACUUUAUAUCAGGCCCUGGUUUUAACCCCGUCAUAAAGUGCAACAUUUCUUUUCUCUAAUCCCUCUCACUUCUAAACUCUGAAACCUCCACAUGAGAGCGUGACGCCACGUGUGCUGCGGCGAAGUGGACUGAAGGCUGGUGCUGCUCCGUGAGUCCGUCUGCAUCAGAGUGUAAUCCAAAGAAAACUCAGCGUUACAAAGAGAGAGAGAAAGAGAGAGAGAGAGACUGUUCCUUUGCAUCAUACAGGACUCUCAGACAUGCUGCUGCUGGCGUUUGUUUGUGACCAUGCUGCUCAGAAAGCUCGAGUUCAUUUUAUGCCGAUCAUCAGAAAACAAAGAAACAGCGUCUUGAAGCGUCCGUCUGGGUCCCUCGGAGGCAGGAAAGAAAUGCAUUACACCUUUUUUGCACGUUAUGCAUACAUGGGCUGCAAGUUAUAAUCAGACACUUCCUUCUAUCUACCAAAUAACUAACGGACAGAUUGUUCUUCUUUUGUAGAUAACAUAAAUAUAUACACACACGUUCUUGAUAUGCACACAUGUAUGUUCGUCCCGUGCACACAGUCCACUCGCGCUCUUUUUCUAAACGACUUGUCCGACUCUGACGCUGAGAGGGUCGGGUACUUCGAGGUGAAGCCACGCCUCCUCCCGGACUGACCGAACAUCCAGAGAAGAAGUUCCAGGUUCUGGAUUUAUUUAGUUUUUGACACGUUGAAUGCCUGUGAUGACAUAACAAGACUUUAUCCACCGUAUUUGAUCUGAUGAAUAAAUUGAUGCUCAGUUCUGGAAAAAGCUGCAUACUUUAAAAUUCUGUCUUUGAUUUCGAGCCGUCAGUCUGGAGUUCAAACGACAACACUUUAAAGGAAAGAUGACAGGUUAUGUACAAGUGUGUGUGUGUGUGUGUAUGUGUGGGUGUGUGUGUGUGUGUGUAAAGGAUUUUUUAUGAAAUCAGUACAAAACAGUAAAAAUCAUUUUUUAACUGCACCAUGUUUUCUUUCUUCUUCUAUCUGUUUUUGUAUUUAUUAUUACAGUUUGUGUGUGGAUAGUUUUUCACAUCAGCUGCUCUGUGUAACUGACACCUGUACAUUCAGACACGUAAGAAACAAAGUCAUACACUUCCUGUACCCUGCAGAAAGCUGAGCAAUAAAACUGUGCUGUUUAAACCUCACAGCAAUAUGUUUUAUAGAAC
Messenger RNA from Notolabrus celidotus (New Zealand spotty), 5180 nucleotides. RefSeq names its product E3 ubiquitin-protein ligase SMURF2. NCBI's taxonomy places the organism in Eukaryota, Metazoa, Chordata, Actinopteri, Labriformes, Labridae. The transcript is spliced from 20 exons. Gene Ontology annotation, biological process: ubiquitin-dependent protein catabolic process; negative regulation of BMP signaling pathway. Bases 359 to 2689 code for a protein of 776 amino acids. The record is from RefSeq and is a predicted model, not a curated record. Gene Ontology annotation, molecular function: ubiquitin protein ligase activity; protein binding.